Molecule: messenger RNA, 728 nt
Organism: Pipra filicauda (Wire-tailed manakin)
Lineage: Eukaryota; Metazoa; Chordata; Aves; Passeriformes; Pipridae
Product: protein Wnt-9a
Exons: 1
Coding region: 1-555 (184 amino acids)
Biological process (GO): neuron differentiation; cell fate commitment; multicellular organism development
Cellular component (GO): extracellular region
Molecular function (GO): cytokine activity; frizzled binding
Source: RefSeq, a predicted model, not a curated record
AUGUCUUCUAGCAAUGCGGUUGGUGUUUUGAUUCCUUCCCCCAUAACUGAUUGUCUCUUGGGGCCCGUGUGUUGUCUGCAGGUCAUCAAGGCCGGGGUGGAGACAACCUGCAAAUGCCACGGCGUGUCCGGGUCCUGCACCGUCCGCACGUGCUGGAGGCAGCUCUCCCCGUUCCACGAGAUCGGGAAGCAGCUGAAGCAGAAGUACGAGACGUCCCUCAAGGUGGGCAGCACCACCAACGAGGCCACGGGGGAAGGGGACAUCUCCCCGCCCAAGAAGUCCAUCCCCGGGCACAGCGAUCAAAUCCCAAGGACUACAGACCUCGUGUACAUCGACGACUCCCCGAGUUUCUGCAUGAUGAGCCGGUACUCGCCGGGCACCUCGGGGAGGAAGUGUUACAAGGACAAGAACUGCGACAGCAUCUGCUGCGGGCGGGGGCACAACACGCAGAGCCGGGUGGUGACGCGGCCGUGCCAGUGCCAGGUGAGGUGGUGCUGCUACGUGGAGUGCAAGCAGUGCACCCAGAGAGAGGAGGUUUACACCUGCAAGGACUGACGGGGGGGCCCGGCCGUCGUCACCCUCCCGCUGCCCGGCGGGGAACCCUCGGCGGCGGGAGAACCGCGCACGGAGACAAACAGGGUUUGACGGACCCUCUGGGAUCUGAACGCUGUGUUGAGACAUGAGCACUUUGUAGGGUACAGGUGACCCAGCUGUGUUGCUGUUUUGUU